UGGAUGGAGUCCACCAAGGAACAAUCCGGAUUGCUGCACCAGAUACUACCUCCGCGCCUAGAAGACGCAGGUCUCGAAGAUCCUGCACUUCCACCGGAAUCCAUCCAUGAAGCAUUUCUCAAAGCCGCCACCGCAGUGAAAUCACGCGCCGCCUCUAUUUUCUCCGUCACGGACGACGAAAACGACGCAGAUUGCGUCAAUGAUCCGUGGCCCACCGGCAAUGACGCCACCGACGCCGUCGUGGGAAUCGAGCUGGAAAAUGAGCCGUCGGGACCCUGCACCGUCUUGAAGGGGUGCGAAGCGGUUGCCGACGAAGUCAAGGUCGGUGGCGGUGGCGUGGAGGAGGUGGUGGUGUGUGAAGGAGUGAAAUUGGGGGAAGAAAGUGAAGCAUGUGUGGAUGAGUUGCAAGGGUUGGGUAUAAAAGAGAAAGAUGAUGUGAAGAACGGUGGUGUUGGAGGGGAAGAAGAAGAAGAAGAAAAAGAGAAGAAACCUACCUUGGUUGAAGGCUUUGUGUGAAAAGCUAAUAAUAUCUUUCUGUUUGUUGGGUUGGUUUUGUUCGUUCUGUUUCUGUACCCAAUUGUUAAUUAUCCUAAAUUUGUACUUUCUUCUCUAUAAUAGCAAUAUGGAGAGUCUUCUUCAAAGUUCUAAAUUUUUAAUGUUUUGAAU
This is a messenger RNA of Gastrolobium bilobum, 666 nucleotides long. RefSeq lists its product as uncharacterized. The coding region runs from base 4 to 516 and encodes 170 amino acids. Lineage: Eukaryota; Viridiplantae; Streptophyta; Magnoliopsida; Fabales; Fabaceae. The transcript has a single exon. The record is from RefSeq and is a predicted model, not a curated record.